This is a messenger RNA of Aspergillus glaucus CBS 516.65, 441 nucleotides long. Its product is annotated as type II 3-dehydroquinate dehydratase. The transcript has a single exon. Gene Ontology annotation, biological process: quinate catabolic process. Bases 1 to 441 code for a protein of 146 amino acids. Gene Ontology annotation, molecular function: 3-dehydroquinate dehydratase activity. Lineage: Eukaryota; Fungi; Ascomycota; Eurotiomycetes; Eurotiales; Aspergillaceae. The record is from RefSeq and is a predicted model, not a curated record.
AUGCCUUCGAUACUCCUCCUCAACGGCCCGAACCUGAGCCUCCUCGGUACUCGAGAACCACACCUUUACGGCACAACAACUCUGAAAGACGUUGAGCAAUCAGCACUCGAACUGGGAACCAAACUCGGGGCGCAGAUUGAAGCAUUCCAAUCAAACCACGAGGGCCAUCUGAUCGACCGCAUCCAUGCCGCGCGAGGUAUCACCGACGCAAUCGUGAUUAAUCCGGGUGCGUUCACACAUACCAGCGUUGCCAUCCGGGAUGCAUUGUUGUGUGUGAAUAUUCCAUUUAUUGAGGUGCAUAUUACGAAUGUUCAUGCUCGUGAGGCUUUUCGGAAACACAGCUAUUUGUCGGAUAAGGCUGCGGCGUGUAUCAUUGGACUAGGGGUGUUUGGAUAUGAAGUUGCUAUUGAACAUGCUGCGAGAAAUUUGAUAAAAAAGUAG